Molecule: messenger RNA, 920 nt
Organism: Gigantopelta aegis
Lineage: Eukaryota; Metazoa; Mollusca; Gastropoda; Neomphalida; Peltospiridae
Product: probable pyridoxal 5'-phosphate synthase subunit PDX2
Exons: 3
Coding region: 160-855 (231 amino acids)
Biological process (GO): pyridoxine metabolic process; pyridoxal 5'-phosphate biosynthetic process
Cellular component (GO): glutaminase complex; cytosol
Molecular function (GO): glutaminase activity
Source: RefSeq, a predicted model, not a curated record
AUGACGCAAUAGGUGUGACAUUGCCCGAAAUGUUAUUGUGUCAGUUCUCACCUCGCCCGUUCGUACGUAACACGAGAUCACCGAUUUCUUCUCUGUGACACCUGUGUUCUGUUCCAUGGUCGAUUUUCAUACGGUGAUUCCCGUAAUUACUACUCCAUUAUGCCAUAUUCAUCAUCCUUGAAAAGCCGAGGCCGUAUAACUGUCGGAAUUUUGGAAAUACAAGGAGCUUUUCUGGAACACCAGACGGCUGUGACAAGUGCAGCAAGAUCGCUAGGUUUAGAAGUGGACGUUGAAGGAGUGCGCCAGGUUUCAGACAUUAAACCGGAAAUAGAUGGCCUGAUAAUUCCGGGAGGGGAGAGCACUACAAUCGGAUUGUUUCUCAAACGUCAUCACAUGCUGGAGCCUCUACGAAGUUGGAUACAGAGCAGUGGCAAGGUCACGUGGGGAACAUGCGCAGGGAUGAUUCUUCUGGCAAAGGGUAUGGAGAAUCAGAAAGAAGGCGGGCAGCAGUCGUUACAAGCAAUGGACGUGGUUGUCUCCAGGAAUUAUUUCGGUCGUCAGAUUAACAGUUUUGAACAAGAAGUGGAAAUCGUGAACCCUGAAUUAAUUACUCAAACUGGGUCAUCAGCGAACUCUUCGAAAUAUCUCGGGGUUUUCAUUCGGGCCCCAGCUGUUGUACGCAUUACCGAACCAUCGGUCCAUGUUCUAGCCUAUCUGAAGAAAGGAGAUGCUGAUAACAAAGUUAUCGUGGCUUGUCGUCAAGGAAAUAUCAUAUCAACAGCUUUCCAUCCGGAGUUAACCGAAGACACCCGAUGGCAUCGGUACUUCUUGAACACGAUUAUAGCUAACAAGUGAAGUGACUGUAGACUAACUAGACUGCUAUAGUUAAAGUUUUCUCAGUGAAUAUAGAUAUCAUCAGA